Lachancea fermentati is the source of this 1770-nucleotide messenger RNA. The record is from the annotation of a GenBank genome assembly. Lineage: Eukaryota; Fungi; Ascomycota; Saccharomycetes; Saccharomycetales; Saccharomycetaceae.
AUGGGAAAAAGAUUUAGUAUUGGAAUAUCAAGUGUGAUCACAGUGUUGGAGUUCGCCUCUAUGGCGUUUUUGAUCAUUUGCUGCGUCACAGCACCAGUUUUUAGCCAGAUAGGGCUCUCGAAGUACGAUAGCACCGUGUAUGGAACUUUCGGUUACUGUAAGAGUGGUGAUUGUAGCGCUGCAUCUGCGAACUAUGGACCUGAAAGUAUUGAUUCGGACGCUGACUGGAGUAUGAACAGCUCUGCGAGAACGUCGUUAGGUAAGAUUCUAAUUGUGGUGCCAAUUGCAGCCGGUUUGACUUUUUUCGCGAUGUUCAUCAAUUUCCUCGCGCAGUUCUCCUCAGUUGGCAGACACGCGGCCGUUUUUGUGAUUAAUUUGCUGCUAACGCUCCUUGCGUUUGCAUCUUCAGCACUGGUAUGCAUCGUGGUAUUCCUGUUGUUCUACCCACACGUGACGUGGUGUUCUUGGCUUCUGGUGCCCGCUGCUGCGCUCAACUUGCUGUGCGUGCCUCUCACCUUCGUGGCGCAUUCGCAGGCCGCUAAGGGUGAUGAUCUCGAGGAAGAUUCGGAUGACGAGCAGAAAUUGAACCGUUUAGAGACUUUGGGCUCGCAGAGCAACUUCCGCCUCAACGAAUAUUACAACGAGUCCAAAUCGUCUGCACUCGAAAAGCCAGUGAAUUUACCGGACUAUUACAAAGGCUCUCAAAUAGUUACCUCGACAACUUUAAACUCUGGUACAACCGACUCCAGGUCCGAACGUGAAGCACUAAUGACAGAUCAGCAAGGACCAAACCCCUACGCUAAGACUUCAAUGAAUAACUCUGCUAUGGUACCCUUGUCUGAAGAACCGAACGACGAAAUGCACCAAACUCGGCCAUACUCUGUGAUUCGCGACUCGGAUGCAUCUUUAGGAAGAUCAGGGGCUAGUAGUAAGACCGGCGCAAUCCCUGCCUACAAUGCACCUCAGCAAUUUUAUCGCGACAUUUCGAACUCUUCGUCUUUCUAUACAGAAAGUCCUAAGGGUGUUUCACGUACAGGUAGUUUAAAUACUACGGAUUUGAAGCCCAACUCCGUGUUGGGUUUGGACGAUACUCGUAAGAAAAACCAGCCAACAGGGCAUGACGAACUACAAGGUAUCAUCAAGAAUGCUAUUGAUGAAGAGGACGAUGAUGAAUUCAUUAAGCAGCAGACUGUCGACCCAAGCGAAAUUCCACCUUUAGACGACGACGAUGGAAUCAAGGAUGAUGAUUCUGAUUUCACUUCGGUUUCGCAAAGAGGAGUCAAUCCAAAUUAUAUGCCAUCUGUUACCGCUAAUAGAGUUCAACACCCACAACAUAUGCCUAUGGUUGCGAACCAAAAGCCACGUGUAGGGCUACUUCCAUCUGCCAAUCAUUACUUCCCCCCACAGCAGUAUUCGGGUCCACCUGUCCAGCAGGGUCACACACCUUAUGCUAGGGCACCUGCUUUUCAACAUCACCCACCUCAAAUGUAUCAACAGCAACCUUCAGCAGGGUAUCCGCAGCAAUAUCAAGUGCCUCCUCAAAGAUCUCAAUAUGGAAAUGCACCCACUGCUUCCGAUAUGGUGCUGAAUGCGAACCCUGAUUUCAUGGUUGCCGGAAAUGCAAGAAAACCUCGGGGUCCAAAUAUGUACCCACAAGCAGGCGCCACUAGUACACAUUACAAGCCUGCUUACAAGAAAAGGUUACCUAGGCAAACCAAUUUGCCACCUGCUUCUAUGACGAGAGAAGGUCCUUACUCUGGGAUGAUGUAA